AAAGCAAUUGUGGGGCAUAGAUAUAUCAUUCAUAAGCAACUAUACAUGUAAAUGUUUGAGAGCUUAUUAUGACCCUAGAAAAUGUCAUUUUCUAAGUUACUCUACCUUCUUCUCCUUGUAAACUUCAUUUUCAUCUAUCAAUCUCAUUCCUCUCCAGAUAACAAUGUCACCAAAGCUCAAUCUCAUAUCAAACCAAAGAAGGUUCAUUUGUCUCUGUAUUAUGAGUCUCUAUGUCCAUAUUGCCGGAGUUUCAUUGUAAGUCAACUUGUGAAGGUCUUCAACACUGAUCUUCUCAAUAUUAUCAAUCUCAGGCUAGCUCCAUGGGGCAAUGCUCAAUAUGUAAAACCUAACAAGACCAUCAUUUUCCAGCACGGUGAAGAUGAAUGUUACCUCAACACUAUACAUGCCUGCGCCAUCAGCAUCUGGCCUGAUCCGAGAAAGCAUUUCAACUUUAUCUACUGUAUUGAAAAUCAAGGCCUUCCCAUCAAGGAUAAUCAGCACUUGACGGUAUGGAAGCAGUGUGGAAAGCCUGCUCUACUAGAUCCGGUAUGGAUCAGAAACUCAUCAAGACUGCUACUUUUACUGCAGUAUGCUACUGAAACUGAUCAUCUCAAUCCAAAACAUUUAUAUGUCCCCUGGGUGACAGUGAACAAUCAACCUCUCUAUGAUAAAUAUGAAGAUUUUAUAACCUAUGUCUGCAAUGCUUACAAAGACAAAGAUUUGGUAAGGGCCUGCUUGUCAAAUUCUCUAAAAGUUACUGAAGAGAAAUUUCAAGGUCUCCAGUCUGCUAUGUAGAAAGAAGAUCCCAAAUUCGGCAGAGACUUUAUUGUUGCAGUGGAGGAACAUAGAAGCAACAACAUGAGUUUAUACUGUACUAUGAUGGACCACUUUUUACAUCAUUUUAUGUAAGAAUGAAGUUGGAUCGUUAUAAUUGGCCAACUAUCCUGUUAUUAUGAUUUACUUGUGAUGCAAUUUCCAUUCUGCACUUGGAACAAA
Gossypium arboreum is the source of this 996-nucleotide messenger RNA. RefSeq names its product gamma-interferon-responsive lysosomal thiol protein-like. Bases 82 to 795 code for a protein of 237 amino acids. The transcript has 5 exons. NCBI's taxonomy places the organism in Eukaryota, Viridiplantae, Streptophyta, Magnoliopsida, Malvales, Malvaceae. Gene Ontology annotation, molecular function: oxidoreductase activity, acting on a sulfur group of donors, disulfide as acceptor. The record is from RefSeq and is a predicted model, not a curated record.